This is a messenger RNA of Cladophialophora carrionii CBS 160.54, 4239 nucleotides long. RefSeq lists its product as uncharacterized. Gene Ontology annotation, cellular component: membrane. Bases 1 to 4239 code for a protein of 1412 amino acids. The transcript is spliced from 4 exons. The record is from RefSeq and is a predicted model, not a curated record. Lineage: Eukaryota; Fungi; Ascomycota; Eurotiomycetes; Chaetothyriales; Herpotrichiellaceae. Gene Ontology annotation, biological process: transmembrane transport. Gene Ontology annotation, molecular function: ATP binding; ABC-type oligopeptide transporter activity; ATP hydrolysis activity.
AUGACGACAGACGCUCACGAUGAGGACCCAAAGAACUCUGCUCAGACGAAUCAAGGCUACGGCAUGUUCAAUGGCUGGAGGAGCCUUUUCAGUUUUACAGAAAAGGCACACCUCCCUGUGCUGUUGGCGGCAAUCUUCAUGUCUACCGCCGCCGGAAGCCUACAGCCGAUCAUGGCUUUCUUUUUCGGAAAGUUUUUCGACAAUUUCACAGACUUCGCAUCCAAUAAGAUCGAUGGCGCGACCUUCAUGAACAGAUCUCUUACCAGUUUCUAUGCACUCUUUGCUGUUGGCGGAGCAACAUUUCUGUUCAAAGGCGCUCUGUUUAGCUUGUGGCUGGUCUUCGGCGAAAUGCAGUCGCGCUGUGUUCGUGAGCUUCUUUUCGCAUCUCUUCUCGACCGAGACAUGCACUGGUAUCAGGCUCGGACAAGUGGGGUCGGGACGUUGUUGGCGAAAACUCAGAGACAGAUCAGAGACUUGCAGUUAGGAACCUCCCAACCUUUGGGUUUGACGAUUGUUUGCCUUGUCCAAGCUCUCGCGGGCCUGGGUUUGGCAUUGCGUACGAACUGGAAACUAGCCCUCGUCGUGUUGUCGGCAAUACCUGUCAUAGCCAUUGGCGCAACCGUCAUAUCUCGCGGUCUCAAAGCGAACAUUGAUGGGCACAACGAAGAGCUGGCAUUUACGAGCAAAAUAGCGAGCAACUGCAUCAAGAACAUUGUCACAGUGAUAUGUUGCAACACCCAAGAAGAGGAAGCGAAGUCUUAUACUGCUGCCAUCAAGAGGGCGGCUGCAUUUGCAAUGAAACAAGCAUUUAGCAGCGCGCUGCAGGCAAGUUACUCCGUGGCAAUCUCCAGCAUUGGCUCAUUUUUGCACACAGGCUUUUGGUACGGUGGCGCUCAGGUCCACUCAACCCAGACAACCGCUGGGGAAGUAGUUACGACAUUCUGGGCUUGCUUGAUCGCCACAAAGGCGUUCGAGGACAUACUACCGCACGGCGUUAUAAUUCAGAAAAGCCAAGUGUCAGCUACCGCUUUACAAGCAAUCCUGAACAAAGUCGGUCAGGGAAAGCUGCGGUCACGGAAGGUUGCCGGGCUGUCACCUCAGUUCUGCGAAGGAAACAUUGAGAUGCGAGAGGUCUCGUUCGCCUACCCUUCCACACCAAGCAAACUUGCCUUGGACCACUGCACGUUCUAUUUUACUGCUGGAGUAACCACAUUCAUUGUAGGCAAGAGCGGCUCUGGCAAAAGCACCCUCGGCAAUCUGCUCAUGGCUUUCUAUCGACCACAAAGUGGGUCUAUCAUUAUCGAUGGUAAUGCCGUCCAAGAUAUCGACUCGCAUUGGCUCAGGAACAAUAUUACCCUUGUUCAGCAACACAGCGUCCUUUUCAGCGACACAAUCUACCGAAACAUUACCCUAGGCAGCAGGGACUAUGACCGAGUUACCAGCGCUCAAGUGGACAAGUGUAUCCGCAUGGCAGCUUUAGACAGCACCAUUGCAGCGCUUCCAGAUGGCACGCAAACUAGAGUCGGUACAGGUGGUUCAUCUUUAUCCGGAGGACAGAAACAAAGAGUUGCGCUUGCACGGGCACGAUUGAGGGAUACGCCGAUUCUGAUCUUGGAUGAGGCAACCAGUGCUCUCGACAACACCAGCAAGAUGUAUGUCAUGCAUUCGAUACGAGAGUGGCGGCGCGGCAGGACGACCAUCAUCAUUACACAUGACCUGUCACAGAUCCGUGACGAAGACUGUGUAUAUGUUCUCCAGGGAGGUCGUGUUAUUCAAGAGGGUCGCCGUAAGAGUCUUGUGGAUUUCCCGAUUGGGGCCACUGACCACAAGAUUGACAUGACGGAGUUCAGAACACAGCGACUAGCUGGAUCUGAAAACACAUAUGGACCAUCUUCUGAAGCUCGUCAUGCAGACAGGGCUCAAGGACCGUCAUCCCGCCAUGUCAGGGAGGACUCGUUCGACGUGCUCACGAAAGGAAGUCCUAAAGGCUUACUUAUUGACUCACUGCAAGACGACGCGCACUCAAAUCAAACUCCACAUCAGUCAAGGAAGGGGGUUUCCCUGAGCAGCAUAGGUGCGAUAAACUUCUUGAAAAGACAAUCAAUGGCUCGAGCCAGAGUCAUGUAUGCCCUACACCACGGGCCAUCUAACGAAGCACAAUCAACAGCUGGCGAUUCAGUGAUGCGCACACUCAGAUACGCCGCUGUAGCCGCACGCCAGUCGCUCUUCUUACCGAGAAUGCCUCGGACACCACUAUCUCGCGACAAGCCACUGCCAAUUCCUCCACCGCAAUACGAGAUGUUGCAGGGAGACAGGAGUCUCGAGGAUAACGUACUUGAAUUUCCAACCGAACAAAUCCAGGGACACCCGCAAUCACCGUCAUCGAUACGGGCCGUCCUAUUAACACUGUGGCCGAGUCUGGAUAAGCCAGAUAGAAGCAAACUACUCUUCGGAUUCCUAGCCACACUUUGCCACGCUGGAGCUCCUCCCGCCUUCUCUUAUGCCCUCGCGCAAGUAUUCAACACAUAUUACAUGCCAGCAGGAUAUCAACGAGAGGCAUUGAAAUGGUCAAUGGUUGUGAUUGGCAUCGCUGUAGGAGACGGCGUUGCAUGUUUCUUCAUGCAAUAUCUCCUCGAUUCAGCCAGCCAGGCCUGGGUGGACACGCUGAGAACCCAGGCUCUGGGACGAAUCCUCCUGCAGCCGAAAAGUUGGUUCGAUGAGGAACAAAACGGUUCUACUGUUCUUGUGUCUUGUUUGGACACGAAUGCAGAAGAGGUGAAGGACUUGGUCGAACGAUUCGCUGCGCAAAUCCUGGUUGUAGCUGUGAUGAUGGUCGUGGCCGCUGUUUGGGCACUGCUCAACUGCUGGAAGAUCACGCUAGUGAGUCUGGCGAUGUCCCCGGUCCUCUAUGUCCUUACCAAAUGCUUCGAGGUCGUCUCGGCUCGCUGGGAAUCUCGGACCAAUUCAGCGGGUGAGGCAGUGAACCAGGUCUUCGCUGAUGCCUUUUCGGACAUCAAGACAGUCCGAUCACUGACCCUGGAAUCCUACUUCCACAGCAAAUUUCGUAAUGCCACCACCACGUGCUUUUCGAUUGGAAUACGGCGAGCCGUGUACACAGGAUUUUUCUUUGGUCUCUCGGACUCUGCCAUCGCCUUUUUCACGCCCAUGAUUUUUUGGUACGGGGCAUAUCUGGCCAAAGACGGAGAGUGGCCCGUCAAGUCCAUCUUGACCGUCUUUGGCCUCCUCCUGUUCUGUACCGCAAACGCAAACGCGGUCAUUGCCUUUAUCCCGCAGACAGCCUCCGCCGUCGACACUGCGAGUUGCCUCGUCCGACUUGCGCAUAUGCCAGUGCAGUCGCACGAAGAAAUCGGACAAGUUCAACUGGAUAGGAACGAUCGCGCCACACUUUCGGGACCCAUCCACUUCAUCAACCUGACGUUCAGAUAUCCGUCACGGCCCAGAGUGCCAGCCCUCUGGCGCUUGAACCUGACGAUCCCCGCCGGACAGAUAACCGCCAUUGUCGGCGCUUCUGGCUCGGGCAAAUCCACCAUCACAUCACUCCUGCUCGGCCUGUACCCUCUCACUGUGAGCGAUCAUCGUCAUGGCACAACGUGGAACGAUGCGUCGGACGACCCUCCCUCACUAACUCUCUCCGGACGGGACAUACGGACCCUUGACCUUCGAACUCUCCGCUCCCUCAUCGCCUUGGUCCCACAAACGCCCGUCAUUUUCCCCACCACGGUCCGAGAGAACAUCAUCUACGGCUUAUCUUCCAAUAGACUCUCGACGUCAGCAUCAGCGUUAGCGUCGUCUAUCGAAUCCGCCGCCCGCGCAGCCGGGAUCCACGACUUCAUCGUCUCCCUCCCGCAGGGCUACGCCACCGUCCUAGGCGACGGCGGUCUCGAUGUCUCCGGCGGCCAAGCCCAGCGCAUCGUCAUCGCUCGGGCCCUCAUCCGGCAUCCGAAAAUCCUGAUCCUCGACGAGGCGACCAGCGCGCUGGAUCACGAGAGCGCGGGGGUCAUAAGGCAGAGCAUACUAAGAUUAGUCUGCGAGGGUAGGCGGAAGGGGAAGGCUCUCACGGUCAUUGUGGUCACGCACGCGAGAGAGAUGAUGGAGUUUGCAGACCACGUCGUAGUCAUGGAUCAGGGCACGGUUAUCGAGCAGGGCGGGUUUGACGAGUUAAUGACCCUGGAAGGGAGGGGCAGAUUGUGGGGGAUGUUGCACGCGGGAGGUCGAUAA